AACAUGGCGACCCAGUGCUGAGAUAGCAACGGCUCGACGGAACUGGUGGCGACGUCGGCCAGGCGUUAAGGCAGUUUUUGACACCUGCGGCGAAGCAGGGCCGGGCCGGCAAUGACGGCCUGAGUCGGUUAAGACACCGAACAAGCGAUGAAAGAACAGCAACGAGCGGAUUUCAAUCGACGGCAUACGAAGACGGGAACCACCACGACGAAGGGCAUGUUUCUGUCCCGGGCGCUGGAGAAGAUCCUGUCGGAUAAGGAGGUGAAGCGAAGCCAGCACAACCAGCUGCGCAAGGCUUGUCAGGUGGCUCUGGAGGAGAUCAAGCUUGAGCUGGAAAAACAGAAGGAUGGCAUUGUGGUUCCACCAAGAGCCAACUACGUCGAGGCGGACAAGUACGUCCUGCCCUUUGAGCUGGCAUGUCAGUCAAAGUCUCCGCGAAUUGUCAGCACCUCCCUGGACUGCUUGCAGAAGCUCAUCGCUUACGGCCACAUCACGGGGAAUGCUCCGGACAGUGGAGCACCUGGGAAACGGCUGAUCGACCGGCUGGUAGAGACCAUCUGCAACUGCUUCCAGGGCCCACAGACAGAUGAGGGCGUGCAGCUACAGAUUAUCAAGGCUCUUCUGACAGCAGUGACAUCUCCUCACAUAGAGAUCCAUGAGGGGACAGUUCUACUAACUGUGCGUACCUGUUACAACAUCUACCUGGCCAGCCGCAACCUGAUCAACCAGACCACAGCCAAGGCCACCCUAACUCAGAUGCUCAACGUCAUUUUUACGCGCAUGGAGAACCAGGCGGCUCUAGAGGCCCAGGAAGCUGAAAAGGAGAGACAGCGUUUGCAGCCCCCAAACCCUGUCCCAGCGCCCCCAAACCCCUCCCCUACACCAGGGCAAAUUUCUGGAUCCCCGUGGUCUGGACGCAGCCCCUCCGAACAGAACUGUCCACUCUCAUCCUCACCCAGCCCCCUGGACAUCAACACCAUGCCCCCUGUGACUCAGGACACCACCUCAAUCAAUGGCCAAACGGACAAUCUAAAGACGGAGGAGGGGGAGGCUACACAAGACUCGACGGAAAGCUCACAACCAGGUCCAGACACACUGGAGUCAGGUUCCCAUGUUCCCAAGUCACCACAAGAGGGCGCCAGUGAGGGAGAGCAGUACCCACUGGAGGCUGAGCAGGAGGAGGCAGAGCCAGACAGUGGCCUGGGAGAGAGCUCUGUGGAGGGAGUAGGCUUGGACCAACAUUCUGAUUCUGAAUCCAAAGUGGCGCCCACUGCUGUCAGGGCUGAUGCUCAGCAAAUGAAUGGUGUUGUGGACGAUCGAGCUUCUGUGUCGUCCACAGAUAUUCUGGAUGCCGAGGCGAUGCAGGGCACUCAGACGGCUGCCCGCUUUUCCCACAUCCUGCAGAAAGACGCCUUCCUGGUGUUCCGCUCCCUCUGCAAGCUCUCCAUGAAGCCCCUGGCCGACGGCCCGCCCGACCCCAAGUCUCAUGAGCUGCGCUCUAAGGUGGUCUCCCUACAGCUGCUGCUGUCUGUCCUCCAGGGGGCCGGCCCUGUUUUCCGCACACACGAGAUGUUUGUAAAUGCUAUAAAGCAGUACCUGUGUGUGGCGCUGUCCAAGAAUGGCGUUUCUUCCGUGCCUGAGGUGUUCGAGCUCUCACUGGCCAUUUUCCUCACCCUACUGUCCCACUUUAAAGUGCAUCUUAAAAUGCAGAUUGAGGUGUUCUUCCGAGAGAUCUUUCUGACCAUUCUGGAAACGUCGUCGAGCUCCUUCGAGCACAAGUGGAUGGUCAUCCAGACGCUGACUCGCAUUUGCGCAGAUGCUCAAUGCGUGGUGGAUAUUUACGUGAAUUAUGACUGUGACCUGAAUGCAGCCAAUAUCUUUGAGCGGCUGGUGAACGAUCUUUCAAAAAUCGCUCAGGGUCGGAGUGGACAGGAACUGGGCAUGACACUGCUGCAGGAACUGAGUUUGCGGAAGAAGGGCCUGGAGUGCCUGGUGUCCAUUCUGAAAUGCAUGGUGGAGUGGAGCAGAGACCUGUAUGUCAACCCCAACCUACAGACCAACCUGGGCCAGGAGCAUCAGGCCGAGGGCGAGGUGGUGGAGGUGAAGCCCCCGGAGCACCUGUCCUCGCGGCGGGACAGCGUGGGCUCGCAGGACUCUGCCGUGUCCUCUGGGGUCCAGGCCUCGGACCACCCCGUGCAGUAUGAGGUCAUCAAGCAACAGAAGGAGAUCAUCGAGCAUGGCAUCGAGCUAUUUAAUAAAAAACCCAAGAGGGGAGUGCAGUACCUGCAGGAGCAAGGCAUGCUGGGAAACUCUCCAGAGGACAUCGCUCAGUUUCUGCAUCAGGAGGAGAGGCUAGACACAACUCAGGUCGGGGAGUUCCUGGGUGAGAACGCCAAGUUCAAUAAGGAGGUGAUGUACUGCUACGUGGACCAGCUCGACUUCUGCGGCAAGGACUUCGUGUCGGCUCUGCGCGUCUUCCUGGAGGGCUUCCGGCUGCCCGGCGAGGCGCAGAAAAUCGACCGGCUCAUGGAGAAGUUCGCUGCUCGUUACCUCGAGUGCAACCAGGGGCAGACGCUGUUUGCCAGCGCGGACACGGCCUACGUCCUGGCCUACUCCAUCAUCAUGCUGACCACCGACCUGCACAGCCCGCAGGUGAAGAACAAAAUGACGAAGGAGCAGUACAUCAAGAUGAACCGUGGCAUUAAUGACAGCAAGGACCUGCCUGAGGAGUACCUCUCCUCCAUCUAUGAUGAGAUCGCAGGGAAGAGGAUUGCCAUGAAGGAGAGCAAGGAGUACUCCAUCACCCCCAAGUCCAGCAAGCAGAGCGUGGCCAAUGAGAAACAGAGGCGGCUGCUGUAUAACGUGGAGAUGGAGCAGAUGGCGAAGACGGCUAAAGCUCUGAUGGAGGCAGUGAGCCAUGCCCAGGCCCCGUUCUUCAGCGCCACCCACCUGGAGCACGUCCGGCCCAUGUUCAAGUUGGCGUGGACACCCCUGUUGGCAGCGUUCAGCGUGGGCCUGCAGGACUGUGAUGACCCGGAUGUGGCAUCUCUAUGUCUGGAGGGAAUCCGCUGUGCCAUCAGGAUCGCCUGUAUCUUCGGCAUGCAGUUGGAACGGGAUGCAUACAUCCAGGCCUUGGCCAGGUUCACCCUCCUCACAGCUAGCUCCAGUAUCACCGAGAUGAAGCAGAAGAAUAUCGACACCAUAAAGACCCUCAUAACCGUGGCACACACUGACGGCAACUACCUGGGCAACUCUUGGCACGAGAUUCUGCGGUGUAUCAGUCAGCUGGAGCUGGCACAGCUGAUCGGCACAGGCGUGAAGACGCGUUACAUCUCUGGUGUGAUCAGAGACCAAGGCAGUAGCGUGAAGGGCUUCCCCACCGGCGGAGAGGAGUUCAUGCCCCUGGGCUUAGGCACAUUAGUUGGGGGUCCAGACAGGCGUCAGAUGGCACAUAUCCAGGAGUCUGUAGGGGAGACCAGCUCUCAGAGUGUGGUGGUAGCUGUGGACAGAAUUUUCACUGGAUCCACCAGGCUUGAUGGAAAUGCAAUAGUGGAUUUUGUGCGCUGGUUGUGCGCGGUGUCGAUGGACGAGCUAGCCUCGGCUCACCAGCCCCGCAUGUUCAGCCUGCAGAAGAUCGUGGAGAUCUCCUACUACAACAUGAACCGCAUCCGCCUGCAGUGGUCCCGUAUCUGGCAGGUUAUUGGAGACCACUUCAACAAGGUGGGCUGUAAUCCCAACGAGGAUGUGGCCAUCUUCGCAGUCGACUCUUUGAGGCAGCUUUCCAUGAAGUUCUUGGAGAAGGGAGAGCUGGCCAACUUCCGCUUCCAGAAGGACUUCCUCAGGCCCUUUGAGCACAUCAUGAAGAAGAACAGGUCUCCCACUAUCCGGGACAUGGUGAUCCGUUGCGUGGCCCAGAUGGUGAACUCCCAGGCUGCUAAUAUCCGCUCCGGCUGGAAGAACAUCUUCUCGGUUUUCCACCAGGCAGCGUCGGACCACGACGAGUCCAUAGUGGAGCUGGCUUUCCAGACCACUGGGCACAUUGUCAUGAACACCUUUCAGCAGCACUUUCCAGCCGCGAUCGACUCCUUCCAGGAUGCGGUGAAGUGCCUGUCCGAGUUUGUGUGUAACGCCGCGUUUCCCGACACCAGUAUGGAAGCCAUCCGACUCAUUCGACACUGCGCCAAAUACGUGUCUGACAGACCACAGGCACUAAGGGAAUACACUAGCGAUGACAUGAAUGUUGCCCCUGGUGACCGGGUGUGGGUACGAGGCUGGUUCCCCAUUCUGUUUGAGCUCUCCUGCAUCAUCAACCGCUGCAAGCUGGACAUCAGGACCAGAGGCCUGACGGUGAUGUUUGAGAUCAUGAAGAGUUAUGGACACACCUUUGAGAAGCAUUGGUGGCAUGACCUCUUCCGCAUCGUCUUCCGCAUCUUUGACAACAUGAAGCUUCCAGAACAACAGACUGAGAAAACCGAGUGGAUGACCACCACGUGUAAUCACGCGCUCUACGCCAUCUGCGACGUCUUCUCGCAGUUCUACGAGCCGCUCAGCGAGGUGUUGCUGGCAGAUGUCUUUGCUCAGCUGCAGUGGUGCGUCAAGCAAGAUAACGAGCAGCUGGCACGGUCUGGCACGAACUGCUUGGAGAACCUGGUGAUCCAGAACGGGGAGAAGUUCAGCGCGGAGGUGUGGGACGUCACCUGCGCCUGCAUGCUGGAGAUCUUCCAGUCCACCAGCCCUCAUGCCUUGUUGACAUGGCGACCGGCUGGGCAGGAAGAGGAGGUGGGAGAUGGGAAACACAUGGACGUGGAGGUAGACUCUCAGUCCCAGAGCAGCUUUGAGAGGACACUCUCAGAGAGAGGACAGAGUCAGAUGUCCACGGCCAGCGAUGAGAUUUGGAGGGGAAAGCCCCACGCACGGGUGUCGGAUCAGAGGCUGUUUGCAGGACUGCUCAUAAAGUGUGUGGUGCAGCUGGAGCUCAUCCAGACCAUUGAUAACAUCGUUUUCUACCCUGCUACCAGCAAGAAGGAGGAUGCUGAGAACAUGGCUGCUGCUCUGAGGGAUGCUCUGGAGGAGGCGGCGGAGGUGGAGCCACAGGCCAGGCCCGAGCAGGGCAUGUACAGGCAUCUCUCUCCCCAGCACCUCUUCAAGCUGCUCGACUGCCUGCUCGAGUCGCACACCUUCGCCAAAGACUUCAACUCCAACAACGAGCAACGCACGGCGCUCUGGAGGGCAGGAUUCAAGGGCAAGUCCAAGCCCAACCUGCUGAAGCAGGAGACCAGCAGCCUGGCCUGCAGCCUGCGGAUCCUCUUCCAGAUGUAUUCGGACAGACGGCUGCAGGAAGCCUGGCCGGACAUCCAAACCCGCCUGCUGCUUGUGUGUAGCGAAGCCUUGGCUUACUUCAUCAGCCUCACCUCGGAGAGCCACCGAGAGGCUUGGACCAGUUUACUGCUGCUCCUGCUUACAAGAACACUCAGACUGCCUGAUGAUAAGUUCAAGGCACAUGCAUCCUGCUACUACCCCUACCUGUGUGAGAUGAUGCAGUUCGACCUGAUCCCUGAGCUGCGCGCUGCCCUGCGCCGCUUCUUCCUCCGCAUUGGCUCCGUCUUCCGCAUCGCUGCACCCGACACGGCGCCUGCACGAUCCCCGCCUUCAUAGUCUCUCUCUCCCCCACACACACCCACACACACACACACACACACACUGCGGUAAGAGCGUGAGCAUGGACCACCCUCCAGCGCAAAGGACUGAUGCUGCUUGCUCUGGGUGCCAGGGACCCCGCCUGGAUCUCCCCGACCGCACAUCCCUGGACACCCCUGCAGGACAGAACAGCACUGUGACCCAGCAGAGCUCUCCUCUAUGUUGACUGCUCAACAUUUGUGACUCCGUAAAAGCAUAUUAGUCAUGUAACCUGGAAGGGUGCAAGGGUAUUAUGGCAACAAGAAUAAUUUAUUAACUAUCCUGUUUGAUUGAUUGUUUGUUAGUUGAUUUGUGUUUUGAGUUUUGUGUGUGUUUGUUUUUUGUCAUAUCGGUUAAAUUAUUUUGUUCUCAUUUUAAUAAGUGAACAAACAGCAAUUUCCAAAUGCAUAGAGCAGAAGAAGAAUCUGAGUAUCGUAAUAACAGGCUUGUUAUUUAUAGCAGGUCUGCACAUCUGUACCUGUGACGACGCACGCGUCUGGGGAAACCAGCUCUGAAAGUCAUGAAAAUGUGUUUGCUUUCUCUUGCUCUGAAGAAUAUAGGGGAUUCAAAUGUAAUGUUACAUAGCCUGAGAAGGUUGGUGUUAUGUGGCUGCUCUCAGAAAUGUUUUUGUUGAUUUCAUUUAGCAUUCUCUUCAGGAGUUUCCACUCACUCAGUACACUACUACUAUUGGCAGGAAGCGCACACAGUUGGUUUCUAAAAGAUGCUGGAAGUCAGAGUUACAUUUGGUCUGUAAGGGGAAAGGCUGGGGCCUUUUUGUGCUUUUUUUUUCCUCCCAUAUAUGGUGUGAACUUUAGAGGUGUGGUAAACAGUUGUCAGUUUGAGGCAUGCUUGCUUUGUCGACUGACGUUUGUUUGUUUGUUUGUUUGUUUGUUUAUCUUCCCAUACAUAAGAUCAGCAUAGCUGGUUCCCAAUUUUGAGUAUGACUGAGUCAGACAGCUCGCUUAACUAUCCUCCAGCCAGUGUUGCCAUACCAACUGCAAGCAAAACCAAGAAAUAACCAUAGUAAUGUAUAAUGCAGACAUGUUUGUAUUUGCAUCCAACAGUAUCAAGCCUCUGUCUUACCAGAGCAUAUUAAGUUUUGGAUGCAUUUUUAUGCAGAUGUAUUUAAUUCUUGGAAGUGCAUUUAAAUAUUUUCUGAAAGCAUUCCUUCCCUUGCAACUAUAUUUGUUCACUUUGCCUCCUUCAAGUAGGGGGAGUAUAAAUAUAUACAGUACGAAAAAAAUACAAAGUGUAAAGUUUUCAUGUAAAAUAAAGAAAAAAUGCUCUACACAUAUCGUGAUGUAAUCUUCCAAGCAUUUGGUGAAUUAAUCAAUAAAAAAUCAGUUCUGCACAACUGAA
Molecule: messenger RNA, 7035 nt
Organism: Electrophorus electricus (electric eel)
Lineage: Eukaryota; Metazoa; Chordata; Actinopteri; Gymnotiformes; Gymnotidae
Gene: arfgef2
Product: ADP-ribosylation factor guanine nucleotide-exchange factor 2 (brefeldin A-inhibited)
Biological process (GO): regulation of ARF protein signal transduction
Molecular function (GO): guanyl-nucleotide exchange factor activity
Source: RefSeq, a predicted model, not a curated record